CCAACUUUGAAUAAAAGGAUGUAUGGUAUGUAUAAUAAUGAUAAUGGUCAAUCAUCAUCAUCAGCAGCAGCAUCACAUGACCCUAUGCCUAAGUCUUAUGUCUUUUCUAGAUACCCUUAUAUAGAACUGCCCGAAUCGUCUUUUCGUAAUGAAGUUGAUGAAAGUUUGGUUGAUGGACUAGGUAGAAUGUAUAUUGAUCAGGGUCGAAAUGAGGGUUUACUUUGCGAUAACCGAACUAGUUUGAGUAGGUUUGGGGACUCUGAUUAUCUUCCUGCUAACCCUCAUUUUUCGAGGAUUCCUAUGUAUUCUGGUAGUGAAAUGAAUCCAGUGUUUUUCGGUUUUCAGCAAAAUUGUGGGAUUUCUGAGAAUGUGUUGUCUCAAUUGAAUUUUGAAAGGAAUUUAUUGAAUUAUGGUUAUCAAUGGGGGAUUCCAGGUCCUGUUGGGAUGAAUCCGAUGUGUGAAAGUGGUGUAGGUAUGCCUAUGCAAAAUGUACCUUAUGUGACCCGGUCUAAAGCUAAGAGUAACACGAACCAUGACCCGAAACAGUUUCACAUGGCAGGAGGUGGUUCACCAAAUAUUAGAAACACUCGUAGAGGGCUUGAGUCUGGGCUCGAAAGUGUAGCAGCUAGUGAGGAAAGUUUGAUCAUUCAAGGUGAAGACUUAAGUCGGGUUAGAAAGAGGUUAGUGAGUCCCUGUGAAUUUGGUCGAACCAAAGUUGAUUUAUCUAGUUCAUCACACUUGACAGCAGCCCGAAGACGUAUUUUUCUGAUGGCAAAAGAUCAACACGGGUGUCGUCUUCUACAAAAGAUUUUUGAUGAUGGAAAUCCACAACAUGUGCAAAUUGUAUUUAAUGAGAUUAUUGGGCAUGUUGUCGAACUUAUGAUCAAUCCUUUUGGGAAUUACCUUAUGCAAAAACUUUUGGAAGUGUGUAAUGAAGAACAAAGAAUGCAUAUUUUGAUGGCGAUAACUCAGGAACGAAGGGAACUUGUUCAAAUUUCACUAAAUACUCAUGGAACUCGGGUGGUACAGAAGCUCAUAGAGACUAUAAAGACUAGGCAGGAAAUUGAGCUUGUUAUUUCUGCACUUGAACCAGGGUUUCUUGCUCUUAUAAAGGAUCUAAAUGGUAAUCAUGUCAUUCAGCGUUGCUUGCAGUGCUUCAGCAAUGAAGAUAAUAAGUUCAUAUUCGAAGCUGCAGCAAACUUUUGUGUUGAAAUUGCCACACAUCAGCAUGGGUGUUGCGUGUUGCAAAGAUGUAUCAGCCACGCAACUGAAGAACACCAUGAAAAACUAGUCUUGGAAAUUUCAAAAAAUGGCUUUAUUUUGGCACAAGAUGCAUUUGGAAACUAUGUUGUACAGUACAUUCUCGAGCAGCAGAUUCCCUUAGCAGUGUCCCAACUGACCUCACAGUUUAAGGGUAAUUAUGUGCACCUUGCUACCCAAAAAUUCAGUAGCCACGUGGUCGAGAAAUGUUUAGCUAUAUCAGACGGUCAAAUCAGGUCAACCAUCAUUCGUGAGCUGAUCUUGGCUACUCAUUUCGAACAGUUGCUGCAAGAUCCACAUGCUAACUAUGUUGUUCAAACCGCCCUUCGUGUUUCUGAGGGUCCACUUCAUGACUUGUUGGUGAAUGUGAUUGAAUCUCACAAAGCAAUUUCAAGAAGCAGCCCAUAUUCGAAGAGGAUUUUCUCAAACAAGCUUUUGAGAAGGUGAAUGUAGAUUACAAUGUUGUUGUUUCAUGUGUCUGUUAGGAUUGGAUCAUUUUAGUGAUAGUCAUGUGCUUGAUAACAUGAUCUUUAUGUCAAAAUCGCAUAUUUAGAGUCAUAGAUAGAGGGGAAAGCAAAUUUUGGGUUCAACUUGUUUGAUAGAUAAAUGUUCAUGACAAUAUUGUUUAGA
This is a messenger RNA of Erigeron canadensis, 1890 nucleotides long. Its product is annotated as putative pumilio homolog 8, chloroplastic. The transcript is spliced from 5 exons. Gene Ontology annotation, cellular component: cytoplasm. Bases 19 to 1707 code for a protein of 562 amino acids. The record is from RefSeq and is a predicted model, not a curated record. Gene Ontology annotation, biological process: post-transcriptional regulation of gene expression. NCBI's taxonomy places the organism in Eukaryota, Viridiplantae, Streptophyta, Magnoliopsida, Asterales, Asteraceae. Gene Ontology annotation, molecular function: mRNA binding.